Molecule: messenger RNA, 1624 nt
Organism: Phialemonium atrogriseum
Lineage: Eukaryota; Fungi; Ascomycota; Sordariomycetes; Cephalothecales; Cephalothecaceae
Product: mannan polymerase complexes MNN9 subunit
Exons: 2
Coding region: 258-1376 (372 amino acids)
Biological process (GO): protein N-linked glycosylation; cell wall mannoprotein biosynthetic process
Cellular component (GO): mannan polymerase complex
Molecular function (GO): alpha-1,6-mannosyltransferase activity
Source: RefSeq, a predicted model, not a curated record
AAAUGCCAAUUCGAACGGUUUGCUGGCUAAAAGGACCCCCGUUAUCACUUUCACCAUUUUUCUCCGUCCAUCAUCGGCAUCCCGACUUGACGACCCGGAGACCGGGCCUUAACCAACUGUGUGGUGUCUGGCAUUGCAACGUCGGCACCUUUGCCAUCCAUCUGUCCUCCUCCUCACUCCUGUCGCCAUCGUCCAGGCAUUGGGCGCGCUCUUAAUGACGGAGAACAGCUUGCCCUUUGAGACAUCCCGACGAACCCAUGGCGCGACCAUUGGGGCCAGUCCGUCUUAAGAGGACAAAUCCUCUCACCCUCCUUAUUGGUGCUGUUCUUUGCAUCUUCAUUCUAUACUUUUUAAUUGCUCCUGCAACUUCUGAUUUCUCUUCUGCUCGAAAAUCCACCGCGGCAUCUCAUCCCCUCUCCCCUCCCACCUCCCCUUUCCGUAAGACAUCCUCCAAGGGAACACAAAAGCCUCCACCGGUGACCCGAUACAAUCUCAACAAUGUCACCAUCACCAAGAACCCGAUCGAGAACCGCGAGAACAUCCUUGUUCUCACCCCAAUGGCUCGCUUCUACCAGGAGUACUGGGACAAUCUCUUGAGACUGUCAUACCCCCACGAGCUUAUAACCCUCGGCUUCAUUCUGCCCAAGAAUAAGGAGGGGAAUGCGGCGACCACGGCGCUACAAGAACAGAUCGCAAAGACCCAGCAGCACAGCGCCGAGAGGAACAGGUUCAAGAGCAUCAUUAUUUUGCGGCAAGACUUCGACCCCCCGCUGGCCUCUCAAGAUGAGGGCGAGAGACACAAGUUGCAGAACCAGAAGGAACGACGAGCUGCCAUGUCCAAAGCGCGCAACUCCCUGCUGUUCUCAACCCUCGGCCCAUCGACCUCAUGGGUGCUCUGGCUGGAUGCCGACAUUAUCGAAACACCGCCCACACUGAUCCAAGACCUGGCUUCCCACGAUAAGCCCAUCAUCGUCCCGAACUGCUUCCAGCGAUACUACGACGAGGAAAAGAAGAUGGAAAACGAGCGGCCCUAUGAUUUCAACAGCUGGCAAGACAGCCCAGUUGCGCAGGAAUUGGCGGCCAAGAUGGGGCCCGACGAUAUUCUGCUCGAGGGAUACGCAGACAUUGCCACGUAUCGGGUCUUGAUGGCCUACAUGACCACCGAUGACGGGGAGGUGCACUCCGAAGUUGAUUUGGAUGGCGUUGGAGGCACAGCGUUGCUAGUCAAGGCAGACGUUCACCGGGAUGGGGCCAUGUUCCCCCCUUUCGCCUUCUACCACCUCAUCGAGACCGAGGGGUUCGCCAAGAUGGCCAAGAGACUAGGCUGGCAAUCAACGGGGCUUCCAAAUUACAAGGUGUACCACUACAAUGAGUGAGACGCUGCCAGUACGGAUUGCCCGAAUACGGCGCGCUUGCGUUUGCCACGAUAUUUUACGUUUCCAGCGACGAUAGAUCACGGCCUGAAUCGAUUCGAGACGUCGACUGGGGAAACAUCACGACCUCGAAGCCGUGGUAGCAUAUUGUCCGGGUCAGGGGCUGGAGGACAAAGUUCCAUAGACCGGGAUCUCCAAGACCCCUUGGUGUCCCCUCCUCUUUUUCUCUCUCUCUCUCUUUUUCAUCUGGG